CCGGCAGGCUGGGAGGCUCUCCGCCUAUUUGGGACUGUCCUGAGCUCUCCAGAGCCCCUCUGUGGGUGAGAGGCCCCGGUGGUGAUCCCCAGAGACAAGAGCUGAUCGUGAGGGCCCUCCAGCCAGCAGGAAGCAGGUGUUAAAGCCCCAGAUGGCGAACGUCUCCCCAUUCAGCAAGCCCGGAGCCAGGAGGCCCCCGGGGCCAGGCUCAUGGACCAGGCCAGGAAAGGCGGCUCUCCAAAGCCAACGUGGACAGUGGGCCACCUGCUCAGGGUGGAAGGUUCCAUCACAGGUCCCAGCGAAGUCAGGAAGCUAUUGUCCGGACCUGGAGCGCUAUUUAAAGAGCCGUCCCCGAGAACCUCCAGCCCUGCUGCGCCCAGAGGGAGCUCUCCAGACCAUGGCACCCAGAAGAGCCCGCAAGAGAGCAGAAGGUGGUGCCAGCUCCAAUGUCUUCUCCAUGUUUGAUCAGUCCCAGAUCCAGGAGUUUAAAGAGGCCUUCACCAUCAUGGACCAGAACCGGGAUGGCUUCAUUGACAAGGAGGACCUGAGGGACACCUUUGCCGCCUUGGGCCGCAUCAAUGUGAAGAAUGAGGAGCUGGAAGCCAUGGUGAAGGAGGCGCCUGGACCCAUCAACUUCACCGUCUUCCUGACCAUGUUUGGGGAGAAGCUGAAGGGUACGGACCCCGAGGAGACCAUCCUCCAUGCCUUCAAGGUGUUUGACACUGAAGGGAAAGGUUUCGUCAAGGCUGAUUUCAUCAAAGAGAAGCUCAUGACCCAGGCCGACCGGUUCAGUGAGGACGAGGUCAAGCAGAUGUUUGCGGCUUUCCCGCCAGAUGCGUGCGGUAACCUGGAUUACCAGAACCUGUGUUACGUCAUCACGCAUGGAGAGGAGAAGGACUAGCAGGCCAGGGACCCCCUCCCCGCCCCCCCCCAACAUUCGGAGGUAGCAAAAUCCCGUGGUGUUUUGGGGGCGACCCCCGGUGAGCCCCCUGCAGCCAACAUGUGCAAAGGAGCAUCUCCCCACGUCCCCCUGUCCCCGGCUCAGGGGCAAAGCAAGAAUAAA
This is a messenger RNA of Mustela lutreola (European mink), 1063 nucleotides long. It is a transcript of the gene MYL10, whose product is annotated as myosin light chain 10. The transcript is spliced from 8 exons. The record is from RefSeq and is a predicted model, not a curated record. Bases 152 to 901 code for a protein of 249 amino acids. Lineage: Eukaryota; Metazoa; Chordata; Mammalia; Carnivora; Mustelidae. Gene Ontology annotation, molecular function: calcium ion binding. Gene Ontology annotation, cellular component: mitochondrion; cytoplasm.